UCCAAAGUCCAGAGUCCAAAGAAUCGAUAACACAAUUGAAACUGAACUAGAUAUUUAUUUUAAUUCGGGAUAGUAGCACCAUCAUUUGUCUUGACAAAGAAGUAUCAGUAUUUUCGACGCGAACAUUCAAGAAAGAAUCAUCCAAAUGAAUCAUCCUUCUUUCGGCAGCACACAGUCACUUUUAAUAUUAAUAUAUAUAUAUUUUUUAAUAUCAGUACUACCGUAGUGCGGUAUAAGUCAUUUUCCAAUAAUUGUGUUAACAAGUAGUGUUCAUCGAGCUCUAUAACAGAAAAAUUUAAAAUAUUUGGAGAGGGUUUCAAUAUGCUGUAUCUACACAUAUAAAGGACAAUAAGAAGUUGAAAAAGAACUAAGAUAAAUGGUAUACAACUCUAACUAAAAGUUUGUUUUAGGAGCAAAUAAAUAGUCUUUACGUAUAAUUAGUAUACAAGAAAGGCAAAAAUGCAACGAUUUAUUUUUAAAGGAGCACUUGGUCUUUCCAUCACCAACUGCACCAAGCGUUCUAAUUAUUCUGCAAGCAGUUAGUAUGAACAAUCGUUUCCUUCAGUGUUCCAUAUCGUGUUGAUGCGAGUAGACUUGAUUUCAAAAAGUCUCUUGGCGAAUUGCAAAUGGAUUUUGUUAAGUGCCUUUAGCAACGAACUUUGGCAAUUCGGCAUAAGGUGGAUACACAUCUUAGUAAUCGUAAUUAUGGGUGUACGACACCUUGACACAUUCGUUCGUAAUGACAUUCUCGGCAGUUUUUAUUGGAUCAACAUUGAAGAACAAAUCAGAGAACAUUUCAAGAAAUCAGUGGAACCUCCAAUUAUAGUGAUUGAUCUACUUACUUUGUUCGAACCUCUCGGCAUGCACGAUCAGAAAGGACUCUUAUUUGGGGGACGUUUUAAUCUGGCGUUCGUUGCGAUUGAUGAGUUUUUCACCAAACUGACAAGACUAGGCGCCGAGCUUGUGUUUUUCUGCGACGGAAAUAUCAAUGGGCAAAAAAAGACAACUUGGUGCAAUCGCCAAGACAAUAGAUAUGAAGAUAACCUAAAGUUGAUCGAUGCCAUUGAAAGGGGGACUGGCCUACGAGCUCUGGUGAAUGAAUAUAGAGCCCCGCUGAACUUUAGAUAUCCUUUGUGGAAUGUUGCACAAAAGUACGGAAAGUGUAAUAUGACAUUCGGCCGUGAGUGUGAUCAAGUGCUGGCUGCACAUGCAAUGCAAGUGAACGCCCUGGCGAUAAUCUCCAAUGAUUCGGACUUCCUUAUCUACAAAGGAUCCUGGAGGUAUUGGUCGUCUGCAUGCCUAAAUUUGUCCACAUUGUGCACCAUAGAAUAUAACCGAUAUGCUAUAGUUGACCAACUUGGCUUGAACUUCGACCAAAUGCCGUUGUUUGCCACACUUAUGGGUAAUGAUAUCAUGCCAUUCGAUUCAGUAAAUUAUUUUCAUAAGCGACAUGGCUCAGGCGUCAAUAAGUUUUUCAGCAUGGCCCAAUACAUCCGAACACUUUCAUAUCCACAACUUGAUGAUAAUGCAAUAUUAAAUAUACUUAACGAAAUCACAAACAACAAAGUUGACGAAGAUUUGAUUCAAAAAUUUCACCGUAGUUUGGAUACCUACAGUGUGAAAAUCCAACCACUAAACCUCAACCCCACUGCGGAUCCCCUCAUAGGAGCUCUAGUUCGAAGAGAUUCACCGUUCGAAUAUUUAAUUUGGAAGGGUGAGCCACUGGACGUAAGCAUAUACAUAGCCGACAUGCGUCGAAACGAUUUUGGGAAUGAUUACGCUAAGCUUCUAGUCGGGCUAAUUUCGCGAAUGGCAGGAAUAAUUUUAUUUCAACGAAAGCCGCGACCAAAACAACUGAGGAUUGCCAUUAAAACGUCUCAUCGAGAACCACACCGAGUACACACCUUUACCGUAAAAUAUCCGCGCAACAUAGACACACCUACUCUGCUUCACUUACUAUCGAAGGAACAAUCUACGCAGGAGAUGCUCAGGGAUAUUAAAUUUCAACUUCUAUCGUGGACUGCAUCUGAUACGCUGAACCCUGAUGAAUUACAGAAGAUCCCUUCUCAUUUCCGAAUAACCGCUAUGACUUUGUACUAUUUACUGGAGCGACAUCUUCUGAAGCUCUUCGAAGCAGACCUGUUUUUGCAGGUGGCCUACGACGUGUCCUUCCAAACCUACGACAUUAUGGCAGUUGAAUAUCCUGAAACGAUCAUGAGCCGCCCAUUUCUGUUGGCUUUUUUCUAUCAGCAAAUUUACAAAUACAUGACACAUGCCAUUCGCGUGGUUGGCCUGGACGAUGAAGAUAACUUCCGCGAUGGCCCUCUGUUUGAUGGCGUCCUUUUUCACCAGCGGUACGAUGAAUGGAGUCAGGGCCAAUACAGAGUUGAUCAUAUUAAAGAGUGGAGAAUUUAUGCAGGGCUGACAUCACAUUUAGGAUGAAGCCACAGUAAACGCGAUGGCGCGAUGCGACGCAACGCGACGGUACAAAUAGACAGGUACAUCGAUAAUAAUUGUUAUUCCUUUGCGUGAGUCGCGUCGCAUCACACGUCGCGUCUACUGUGGCGGACACCUUACUCUAUUCUUAAUUACUUCGACGACGCGGUGCUGCCAUCCGGCGGACACGGACGUGCGCGUAAAAUUAUGAUAUUUCAACAGGAAGUAUAUUUUAAAACCUUCUAAAAUGUUAUUAACAGUGUUGUAAUGAAAACUUUCAAAUUAGCUAAAAAUUGGAAAAAUUGCAUCAUUUAACUUUUGUAUAGUUGAUUUAAAAAUACCUAAUUAAAAUGUCUUACCAAAGCCAAACUAUUUUCGGUCAUAAUAUGUUUCGACGCUUGUCAUUAGACGAGUUAGUACUAUUCCAUUUAAUUCCACCACUUAAUUGUAACUUUACAUACUUGUAUUUAAAGUAGGGCCAUCCAGUUUUGGAAUUGAGAAUCUCAGAGAGACACAAUCAAUAUAAAAUUUAAGUCAAGUAGUUAUUAUUAUAUUAUGUUUUCCCAUAAAUGGCGAUUCCAUAAAAUACCGAUAUGGUGAGUCACAAGAUAUCAUGAAAA
This is a messenger RNA of Armigeres subalbatus, 3056 nucleotides long. RefSeq lists its product as uncharacterized. NCBI's taxonomy places the organism in Eukaryota, Metazoa, Arthropoda, Insecta, Diptera, Culicidae. Gene Ontology annotation, cellular component: nucleus. The transcript has 4 exons. The record is from RefSeq and is a predicted model, not a curated record. Bases 583 to 2442 code for a protein of 619 amino acids.